Molecule: messenger RNA, 4834 nt
Organism: Photinus pyralis (common eastern firefly)
Lineage: Eukaryota; Metazoa; Arthropoda; Insecta; Coleoptera; Lampyridae
Product: AP2-associated protein kinase 1
Exons: 10
Coding region: 187-3741 (1184 amino acids)
Biological process (GO): protein phosphorylation
Molecular function (GO): ATP binding; protein kinase activity
Source: RefSeq, a predicted model, not a curated record
UAUACCAAUUUUUAUUAACGUCACUGCAAAAUGCAAUACGAACUGUAAUUAAUAAUAGGCAAAGUAAUAAAAAUCAAAUAAAAUCAUGUAACUGAAUGUGCGGUUUAGUAAUUCGUGAUUCGCACUUUUCGUCAUCAAAACCUUUACCAACUCAAAUGUUCCGAUUACUACCAUAGGGCGAUCAAAAUGAAAAAACUGUUUUACAAAAUCGAAACCAAAAUUGAUAACACUUCUAAGGAAACCAAUAACGUUAUUGGAAAGCAAUUCGUCGUCGGUCGACUAUCCGUAACCGUUGAGGAUAUACUGGCCGAAGGAGGAUUCGCCAUCGUUUAUCUGGUUAAGGCCAAUAAUGGCGUUAGGUACGCUCUCAAGCGGCUGUACGUCAACAACGAACAAGAUCUUAACGUCGCUAAAAGAGAAAUUCAGAUAGCCAGCAACCUGAAUGGGCAUAAGAAUAUCAUCGGAUAUGUAGAUUCGAGUUUGACGCCCACGAGCGGGGGCGUUUAUGAAGUGCUUUUGCUAAUGCCUUAUUGUCAGAAUAACGUUUUAGGGUUAAUGAAAGCACGCGCGAAAGCUAAUUUUACCGAGCAAGAGGUGUUAAGUAUAUUCUGUGAUACAUGCGAGGCCGUCUCGCGAUUGCAUCACUGCCAAACUCCGAUCAUUCAUAGAGAUUUAAAGGUAGAAAAUAUAUUAGUCGGCGAGAGUGGCAAUUAUGUGAUCUGCGAUUUCGGCUCGGCAACCGGGCGGGUGCUAAAUCCUUCGACUCACGGCGCGUCCGUCGUCGAGGAGGAGAUUAAGCGCUACACUACACUUAGCUAUCGAUCACCCGAAAUGGUCGAUAUGUACUGUGGAAUACCAAUUACGACAAAGGCUGAUAUUUGGGCUCUUGGCUGUCUGUUGUACAAAUUAUGUUUUUUUACAUUACCGUUUGGAGAGAGUACUUUAGCUAUACAAAGUGGAAAUUUUUACAUUCCUGAUAAUUCUAGGUAUUCAAAGGGUUUACACCAAUUAAUUCGUUAUAUGUUAGAACCUGAUUCGGAUCGUAGACCCGAUAUUUUUCAAGUAUCCUGUAUAGCAUUCCCAUUAUUAGGCAAAGAUAAUCCAGUACAAAAUUUACAUAACACUCCAAUUCCAUCACUAGACGACCUACCGGUACCUCAACUAGAAUCAGAAUCCAAAAAAAUGCACACACAAGUCAAAUCAAUGGCGAAACCAUCUUCGGUUCCACUAGUUGAAGGGACCAGCGUAAUGCCAAGACAACGACCAAAGGGCAGCUCCGCUAACCCGCUAACCUUAAACAACCUUCCUCUUACUUUAAGUCCCAGCCCUACAACGAUAAAAAAAUCCCAAAGUCCCGUGACCUUAGUAGAUAGUCAAUUCCAAAGUAUGAACCAGGCGAACUACCCGCCCGUCACGUUCUCAACGACCUCUCCGUUUCAGAGUCCCCCAGCGUUCUUUUCCGUACCCAAUCCCGAACCGCCGGAGAAACAUUUCGAUAAUCUCUUCCAGUCUUCCAUCUAUCCGGAUCCGUUUAGGGAUGAGAGUAAGGCGAACGCCGAAGCUUGUCAGAGAAACGUGCCUCUUAAUAUUGUCUCGCCCGUCACUCCCGAGCAAACGCUCUUGGGAUCGGGCGGUUUGCUGUCGGGCGGAGGGUCGGCGAAGAUCGGACUGGCCGAGUCGACAAGUCAAAGUAUGGUCGGUUCGUCGGAUACGCCGCCGAAUUCGCCGUCGCUGUCCGCCCCUAAGGGCCACCGACGCAAUAUGAGUGAUACUACCGCUUUCAACAAAGUAUACGCCACCGAAACGUCGCAAUUUCUGGCACCCUACGAGUCCUCAAUUAAACCGCGCAACAACGAGUCCCCGCCCGAGCUGCCGUCGGGCGACUUUCAACUGGCCCCGCCCGGCUGCUCCGCCUCAAGCACCGACGUCAGUCACACGGCCAACGCCGACAAUCGCUCGCUCUCGGCCGACAUCGCCGACUGGAACCCGUUCGAGGAUCCGCCCUUCAGCCAGAUGACCGAGGACCACAUUUUCGGCGCCGAAUUCGACAAGAUUCGCAAAGGGAGCCAGAGCAGUAUUCAAGGUGUGAAGUCGCGAGAGAGCCUGGUCAUGUCCGUGUCCGAGGAUCCGUUCGGUAGCGCCCCCUUUAGCAUUCCGGCGAAAUCGAGGGAUCGAAUGAACAAAAUUACCCUGCAGGCUUCAGCCUCAACAUCGACAUUAAAGCACGCAAUUAUUCGAUCGACGAUUCAAGAAAUCCAGCCCACGAUCAGCUUCGAAUCCUCACCGGAUCACGCGAACCUAGUCUUCUCGGAGGGCGAGGCGCCCCUAAUCAACAGUACGGAACCCGAGGGCGACGAAUUGGCAACGUCGCCUCCGUACGUGAAAGCGCCGUUGGAGGACAGAUCGAAAUACGAGAAGCUGACGCAGAACGUUUACGAUAUCAGUUCGGGGGACAGCUCGAACGAGGAGAACGUAAAGCUCGACAAGGGCGCGCGCAAGAAGCGGAAGAUCAAAAAUUUGCCCGAGAAAUUGCCGAUCGUUCCGAUUAUGAAAAGUUUGAUAUCCGAACGGUCGGGCAAGAGCGGCGAGAAGCAGGUGCGGAUAAAGACGAAUGUCAAAGACGUCGACUCGGACGACUCUAUCGGUUCGGCGAGCGAUUUGCGUGUCGACGAGGACCGAGUCGCGAGUAAGGCGGACGCGUUAAGCGAGACGAUCAGUGAGAGUAUUCGCACGUGUGGGUCCUCCGCGUACCAUGCCGAGUGCGAAAGUAUGGCGACACACGAAGACGAUGCGGUCAGUCGCAUGAUACGAUUGCAGAAGAAGCAGAAGAAUUUGUUAAAUGAGAACGGCGAGGAUGCGCUGUUCGUUGGCCAUCAGUACGGCGAGAAGCCUUUGCUUUUCGAUGACGAGCUGGACUCGGACUGCGAACCGAAAACUGACAGGCAAUGGAGGAUAGAAAAACCGAAACCGGACUUGUGGAUUGAACCAAAGAGUAGCUUGGAGGAGGCGGAUGACGUUUUCGCGUUGGCGCCUUUCCAGAAAUUUCACAGGGAAGACACCGCAGACUGCGUAGAAAACCCCAAUUAUUGUCCCGUUGUUUCCUCCACACCGACCGAUGCCUAUAAUAACCUAAACCCUUUCUUGGGCACCUUUACGCCAUCUUUGGUAGUAAACCAAAGCGAAUCCGCUUACGGAAUCGUCACCGUAAACUCCAACGUGAUCAACAUCGAGGUCCCCUCCAGCACCUGCAACUACUUUCAACCCCGAGCGCAGCAGUUCCCGGUCAACUUCUCGGAUGGUACGACAUCACCGGCAGAUGCAGAAAAGUAUUUCACCGAACUGGAAGGUCCUCGCACUCAGGAACCCGAACCGGCCUAUUUCAAUAACGAAAACGAAGACCCGAUCGUUGAAGUCCAGAAAUCGAAGAAGGAUAAGAAGAAAGACGGCAAGUCCAAAUAUUAUUUAAUACAAGAGCGAACUUCGGACGAGGGUACUGAGGUGUUAAGGCAGGCAAAAGGCGCCAAAGUCACCAACAGCUACAGGAAGGUCGGCAGUAAAACGAAGAAGAUCGGGAGCAAAAUCAAAAUUCAAGCGGGGUUUAGCAAUAUGAGCUUCGAGGAUUUCCCAUCCGACGAGGGGGAGAAAAAGACGUCAGUAAUGCCGUUCGAGGUUUUGAGGGAGCCCGAGCAGGAAGACAAGAAGUAUGGCAGUUUGAAGAAGAUCAGUAAUCCGUUCUCUUGAGGUACGUCUACUAUUUUUAGGUCCGUUUAUAAAAGUAUUAAGGAGUCCGAUUAAGUGAGGUUAUGGUACAAAGAGGAGGAGGGCGGCCCUCUACGUUAACAGUAUUUUUUUGGCAGCGCCUGUAUUUUCUUAGUGUUUAAUGCGAACAAUGCUAAUCGGCCACAUUGAGGCUCGCCGCGCAAAAAGUAUGUGGACACAGGUUUAAUAUCGAAUAAAGGCAUGUUUAAUUUUACGUUAUUUCAUAAGAAAAAUUUUUUCGGGGUGCUCAAGCUAAUUUUGUGACUUCCAAAGUGAAGGGUUACACGGCCAUUUUAUUUGCGCGAUUGCCUUCCCUGUAAAACAAUCGGAUUAAUUAAAGUUGCUGCUAGUUUCAAUUGAAUGGCGUUUUUACCAUUACGUUUCGACUGAUUCGCGGAUGCAGACAGACAUCUGAUUAGUUACAAACAAAUGAAUCAAUAAAAAUUCAAGUUGGCGGAAGGGGUCAUUUUAAUAAGGCUAUAGGGUAAGCUGCAGCGCGAAAAAAAAUUAAACGUGCUUUUGUUUUAUAGUCCAUUGGACAGUUAUUUUUUUAUCAGGCUCAGCUCUACAUAUUUUUGCGCCGACAUCAGGAAGUUAUUCCAUUAUGUAAUUAGAUGGGGAAUAGUAUGCAAUAAUUAUUCGAUUAGUUAGGUGUACGAAAACGAUGCCUUGCCAAAUAGAUUCGAGCGUUAGUUGUAAAUACACGCGCAUCGAUUAUUCUUGUGUCACGUGACUAAUCACAUUUAGAUUUUAAGUUUUGCACUGAAUUUGACCAUUCCUAAAGUUGCCACUUCUCUGAAUCGGAAAGUCGCUUUAAUCACAAACAUGCGUCCGUGGAUUUCUGUAUGCGUACAGAGUUACUAUUUACUAGCUUAACUGCGUGUGAUUAAAGCGAAAGUCUCUUAAUUUUAAGCUAGUCACUUUAAUGUAGUGGUUUUUGGCUGAAACAUACAUUCUUUUACCAUACGUAAGGUUUAGUUUUUAAGAUUUUUGUAACCAUUGAAGAAUUUUGUACAUUUUGUUAAAUUUGUGCGUCGUAAGGGCGGAUAAAAGUUAUUUAUUUCUGUAUUUUAAA